This is a messenger RNA of Acytostelium subglobosum LB1, 456 nucleotides long. RefSeq lists its product as hypothetical. The transcript has a single exon. NCBI's taxonomy places the organism in Eukaryota, Evosea, Eumycetozoa, Acytosteliales, Acytosteliaceae. The coding region runs from base 1 to 456 and encodes 151 amino acids. The record is from RefSeq and is a predicted model, not a curated record.
AUGUCACAUCACGACAAGAAGACAAAGAGAGAGUUGGAGGAUGAUGAUGAUGAGGUGGAGAAGGAGGUGGAUGAGAUAGUAGUUACAAUUCAUUGGAAUGAGCUAGGAGUUAAUGUCCGAGUUGCCAAUGAUCAGCCAGAGAGGAGUACACCACAACAACUAAAGGCCACUCUCGUUGAACAUUUCAAGGCAAACAAUGGUACUGAUAGAUCAAACACUGGCCUUGCCUUCACAUUCAGGUCCAACUCUGACAGGACAAGGUGUCUAGUCAAUAUGAAGGAGUUGUUCCCUUGGACCCUUUAUGCCAGCCAGGAUGAAGGCGUUCUGGUGACUGUGGAUGGACAAGUCAACUUGGUUCAUCAUGAGCCAGUGGCCACCAUCCUAUCGAUUAGCAAGAUGGAAACGGAGAGGCCAGAUAUAGACGACAUCACUGCUGGAUUCUUUAGGUUCUUUUGA